AUGACAGCAGCACAUCUUACGAGCAAUUUAGCACUUGCGCUUGAAGUGCAUGCAUUGCGGUGCACGAAAGAGCGAUUAGAAAUGAAGAUGAGCAUUUUACAAACGAUAAGGAGGAUGGAUGUGCAUGUGGGGAGGAGAUGUGAUGAAAUGGUACGUGUGAUGGGUGUGAAGGAGUGUUUGGUGAUGAAGAUGAAGGAAAUGAGGAGAAGGAUGAGCGAGAGUGUGAUGAAGAUGGUUGAGUUGGUAGAGAAAGAGAGAAUGUGUAGGGAGGAGGGUGUGUUGAACGGUAUGGAUGAAUGGGUUGCUGAUGGAUGUGGCACCGGGAACGAUAAUGGGCAGGGCACCGGGAACGAUAAUGGGUAUGGCACCGGGAACGAUAAUGGGUAUGGCACCGGGAACGAAAAUGGGCAUGGCGCCGGGAACGAAAAUGGGCAUGGCACCGGGAACGAAAAUGGGCAUGGCACCGGGAACGAUAAUGGGCAUUGCAUUAGAAGUACGGAGGUGGGACAAGUCUAUGGUCAUGUCCAUGAAGUAAAAUACAUCGGUCCAAAAUACCGUACUGAGAUAGAGCCCGUGGAUAAAAAAUACGGUGUAUUCAAAGUAGCGAGACCAACGCAUAAAAACUACGGCGGUGAUGAAAAACAAAAUAUCAGAAAGAAUGAUUAUGCGUAUGAGAACGUGAUAACAGAACUGAACAGCACCCUGCCCAUGAACACCAAGAAUACGGCUGAACAGCACGGUACAGACCGGCUAACAAGCACAAGAUCAUCUCCUCAUCUCAGAAAUUACAAGCGAUUGAACGAAUACGCAUCGUUUCCUUUUUUGAGGAGAGAUGAGUGCAAGCUGCUGAUUAUGAAGAAAGAAAUUGAAAGGAGCAUAGAAAUGAUCAGGACAGUGAUUUACAAAGAAAUGGACGUAUUCGUGGGAAUGAUGGCUGGGAUGGGGGUGGUGAGCACAGAUAGAAGAGAUGCACGAAAGGAGCACAUGGUGUGUGCCAAGAAUGGUGAUGUAGUGCUGAAUAGCAUUGAUGAGCGUGACUUUCUUGUCAAUUUUAACAAUCGGAACAGGUUGAACGAUGAUUUUGUGAAUUAUGGCUUGGUUGAUGAUGCCGGUGCUAGAGCACUUAGAGAAGAGGAGAAGAGAGUGGUGCAGCACAUGCACGAUUAUAUCGGGGAUGUAAAAGAGCAGAAGGCGGAAGAGUGCCGGUUUACCGCACGACACCGUUUAUUACAACUGAGAGAGCGCGUGGUAAGCAACAUUCUCAAAUAUUUUGAAGAAGCUGCUCAACAGGAAGUAACACGGAGUGUGAAUGCGCAUGGAUGGGUUGAACGGUACGGUUCUAAGAAAAGGAACGGAAAGGAAAAGCUGGUGAUGAAAAUGAAAGAGGAGAUCAAAAUGAGUGGUGAUGACCGGUGUAGUACACAUAAAUGUGCGGUGCAAUGCGUAAAACUUAAAAUUAAGGAUGCAAUGCUGUUUAUGCAGAGACGUACUUUAAUGAACUACUGUUCGUGUUUAAUGCGUGUUGACGAGAAGUACGAAGAGGAAAGAAUGGAGGUUGUGAGGAGGUACGAGCAGGGAAAGGUUGAGAUGAUGAGGCGAUACGAGAAGGAAAAAACAAAGAUGGAGAGGAAGUACGAGAAGGAAAAACUAGUGAAGAUUGAAAUGGAGAAGAAUUACGAGCAGGAAAAGAUAAAAAAUACCGAAAUAAUAAAAAAGUACGAGGAAGAAAAGCUGAAAGAGAUCGAUAUGCAAAGAGCGGUGCACGAACAGAAGGUAGAAAUGAUGCAUGAGCAGCACGAGGUAGAAAAUAAUGAUGCACAAAAAAAGAGUGCACUGGUAAAUGAGAAGUUAAAGACAUGCAGCGCAUUGAAGAGCAUGGCCCUAAGCGUUCUCAAUAACAAAUGCGUGGCGUAUACAUGCAUAGACAUAGAAAGGAAUCUCUACAGAAUACAGAGCAACAUUUUUUAUGCAGAAUUUAUUCUGCUUAAUGCGAUACACCAGAGCCUCAAGAUGGUGGUGAGGAGCGGAACAAUAGAAAAUGAUGAAAGACUCGUGGGAGUGAUAAACGAAUCUUUACGUGCCAUAGAAAGGUUUAAUAGCCCGCAGUUUGUCAAAGUGAGUGUUGAGCUGGAGAUAUGCAAAAGAUACGUAAAGGACCUGAUAAAGAUAAAGAAGGUGCUAAGGAUGUUUAGCAUAUACUCGGAAUGGGACUGCUGA
This is a messenger RNA of Vavraia culicis subsp. floridensis, 2217 nucleotides long. RefSeq lists its product as uncharacterized. The record is from RefSeq and is a predicted model, not a curated record. The transcript has a single exon. The coding region runs from base 1 to 2217 and encodes 738 amino acids. NCBI's taxonomy places the organism in Eukaryota, Fungi, Microsporidia, Pleistophoridae.